CCGCCGGGCUGUUAGUCACUCUGCAGCAGUACACAGUGAGAGGAGCAGAAACUACAGGCAGCAUCAUGACGAAGGUUAACAUCGGCAUCAAUGGAUUUGGUCGUAUCGGGCGUCUGGUGACCCGCGCUGCUUUAAGCAACAAUGAAGUACAAGUUGUGGCCAUUAACGAUCCCUUCAUUGACCUGGAAUACAUGGCGUACAUGUUCAAGUAUGACUCCACCCAUGGGCGCUUCAAGGGAGAGGUGAAAACUGAGGAUGGUAAACUGGUCAUCAACAGCCAGAAGAUCACCGUCUCAGCAGAACGGGACCCAUCCAACAUUAAGUGGGGAGAUGCUGGUGCAAUGUACGUGGUUGAGUCCACUGGCGUCUUCACAACCAUGGACAAAGCCUCUGCUCACUUGAAAGGAGGUGCAAAGCGUGUUGUGAUCUCCGCUCCUUCUGCAGAUGCCCCAAUGUAUGUUGUUGGCGUGAACCAUACUGAAUAUAACAACUCUCAAAAAAUCGUCAGCAAUGCCUCCUGCACCACAAACUGCCUGGCUCCUCUAGUAAAAGUCAUCAAUGACAACUUUGGCAUCGAACAGUCACUGAUGACCACUGUCCAUUCUUACACUGCUACCCAGAAGACUGUGGAUGGCCCAUCUGGAAAACUGUGGCGUGAUGGCAGAGGUGCUGCCCAGAACAUCAUCCCAGCAUCAACUGGUGCAGCCAAGGCUGUUGGCAAAGUCAUCCCAGCUUUGAAUGGAAAGUGUACUGGGAUGGCCCUCAGAGUCCCUACUCCUAAUGUAUCUGUAGUUGACCUGACCUGUAUCUUGGCAAAGGCUGCCACCUAUGAUGAAAUCAAGGCUGCAGUGAAGAAAGCAUCUGAAGGGCCAAUGAAGGGAAUCCUGGGAUACACCGAGGACCAGGUUGUCUCAAGUGACUUCAAUGGUGAUUGUCGCUCAUCUAUCUUUGAUGCUGAUGCUGGCAUUGCUCUGAACGACAAAUUUGUUAAGCUGAUCACUUGGUAUGACAAUGAAUGGGGCUACAGUAACCGUGUUGUGGAUCUCCUAGUAUACAUCGCCUCCAAAGAAUAAUCUCACCGAUUCCCUCUCCUGUCACUGCAGGGCCCAAACCUUCACCUAGUGAUCUGUCUCCUAUCACUGAAAGGGCCCGGAGUCACCCCUACUAGUCUGUCAGUUUCUGUGUUAAAAAAUAAAUUGUGAAACACUG
Molecule: messenger RNA, 1209 nt
Organism: Pseudophryne corroboree (corroboree frog)
Lineage: Eukaryota; Metazoa; Chordata; Amphibia; Anura; Myobatrachidae
Gene: GAPDH
Product: glyceraldehyde-3-phosphate dehydrogenase
Exons: 12
Coding region: 66-1073 (335 amino acids)
Biological process (GO): glycolytic process; glucose metabolic process
Cellular component (GO): cytosol
Molecular function (GO): NAD binding; NADP binding; glyceraldehyde-3-phosphate dehydrogenase (NAD+) (phosphorylating) activity
Source: RefSeq, a predicted model, not a curated record